Molecule: messenger RNA, 3827 nt
Organism: Polistes canadensis
Lineage: Eukaryota; Metazoa; Arthropoda; Insecta; Hymenoptera; Vespidae
Gene: Maf1
Product: repressor of RNA polymerase III transcription MAF1 homolog
Exons: 5
Coding region: 1622-2329 (235 amino acids)
Biological process (GO): negative regulation of transcription by RNA polymerase III
Cellular component (GO): nucleus
Molecular function (GO): RNA polymerase III core binding
Source: RefSeq, a predicted model, not a curated record
UAAGCGCUCACAAUGAUCAAAAUGCUCCUUUAGUCGUUCCACAUAACGACCGCGGUCGUUGUGGUCGCGGCGGAAACGUCAUUACUAACGCUCACGCGAAGCUCACAACGACCCAUCUGAAAACGUGGGUCGUAGUGAGCGUUGAGAAAAUUAACGGUUUUUUCGAAACUGACUACAAUAAAAAUGGCGACCGUGAAACUGACAUGAAGGAUUACAGAUUAAAUCUUAACCUCUUUAAUCUUUUACUUUCUUUUCACUACCUCGCCAUUUGUAUUAUUACCUCACGCUCAAAACGCACCAUAGUCCAUUCCACUUGAAUUUACGACAGUAACGCUCGUAGGUAAGUGGAACGGGAAAAACUGUGGUCGUGAGCGUGAUCGUGUGAGCGCUUAGUGGAACGCACCCAUAGUAUACACACACACACACACGUACUAAAAUCUGAACCCUCGAACACCAUCGCCGCCCUUGUGGAGAAUUAUCGUACCCGAUGUAUCCUCAUUUUCAACGUCACAAAUUCGACGAGAACGCCUAUCUCGAUUGUCCUCCUUGUAUAGAGCUUCGUUGGAUGAAGAAAGAGAAAGAGAGACAUUGAUAAGUAAAUGAAUAUGUGUAGGCAUACCACACGCUAUAUAUACGACAUAUAUGUGCGUAUGCUAGGUUAUAAAGCAAGAAUCAUCAGCCAAUCAGAAGAGUAAAGGGGGAAAAGAGGCUGCAGCGCUUCAUAAGCUAUUUCUGUCACGUAGCGUAUACAUUUAUUUUCUUGCGUACUUAUGUAUAUCGAGUUAAAUUUCGUUUCUAAGCAAUAAUAUUCCUAUCAAAAAGUGACACAUUACGUAUAUAUAUAUAUAUAUCUCUAAAGUAUACGAAUAGAUUUUUUGUUGUGAGAAUAUACAGUGAUUAUAUUUCAGGGUGAUCGUGAUUAUUUGAUCACUCAGUGACAACAAUGUCCGUGAUUAUGGAUUGUUUUCAACAAUAGCGGACGUAUGAAGUUUUAUCUCUGUUUCUUUAAAGCAAUUUCGCGAAUACCAUUUGACUCUACCUCGAUUUACACUUUUUUUUCAUUCACCUUCGCGUUUAUACGCUUUAUUAAAUAAAAUAAAACGCAAAAGAUAAUUUCCCCUCUGAGACAAUCAAUUGGCGUCUACAACUAACCGUCUUUAACGUACUUUUUCAAUACAAUACUUUUAACGUACUUUUUCAAUACAAUACUUUUACCCUUGAAAAAAAAGCUUAAUCCUUAAUCAAAAUCUAUAAGAGCAACGUAAGUCCAGUCUUUCAUCAGUGAUUUGUGAUGUACAAGUUCAGUGCUGAAAGAAAAAUUAUUACUUCUACAAUUAAUUUCGUACAUUCAAAAAGGAAAGGAAUUUUCAUACACCUGAGAAAUAUGAACAGAAACUCAAUAAGUCUUCGAAAUCAUAGAAGUUUUUUGACAUUUCGUUUAUAUUGAAUUACUUGAUUGAGUUAUUGAAAAGUAAAUCAAGUUUGAUAUAAUAGAAAAUUCAUCACGUUAGAUGAAGCAACACGAAUGAUCUAACAUCGUUUUGUGUUGAGGAAUGCACAAUAAGUCUCUAGUACAAAAUCACUGUUUUUAUAUAACGUAAAGAAAACCAGUGUUGUCAUAAUGAAAUUGCUAGAGAGUACACGAUUUGAAGCUAUAAACAGUGCCUUGUUUAUUAAGACCGGAGAUAGCAAGAUAAUUGGAAGGAUUGAAAGUUAUUCUUGUAAGAUGACAGGAAAUGAUAAACAACUGUACAAACGUUUCAAUGCAGAGCAAGGAGUCACACCACACGACCUUCAAGCUUUAUCACCACCGCAAACAUCUUUAGGAACAUCACCCGCUCAAAGAUAUUUUAGUCAUAGUGUUUCUGGUGACGAAGAUGGACCUUUAUGUGAUACAAUAAGCAGAAAAACAUUAUUCUAUCUGAUUGCAACCUUAAACUCAGCUUUUCAUCCUGAUUAUGAUUUCUCUGAUGCCAGAAGCCAUGAAUUUAGUAAAGAGCCAAGCUUACAGUGGGUAAUGAAUGCAGUUGAUAGCAAUCUUAGCGCAACUGCUGGGGAUCAUUAUCGUACUUUACGUUCCGCUCUUUGGGGUGCUAUUGGUGAUGAAAUAUCAUUGACCGAAUGUGAUAUUUACAGCUAUAAUCCAGACUUUGCAUCAGAUCCAUUUGGAGAAGAUGGAUGCCUGUGGUCUUUUAAUUAUUUCUUUUACAAUAAAAAAUUGAAACGUAUUGUCUUUUUCACGUGCAGAGCAAUUAACCCCCUUUAUACAUUAGAUUACGGGAUAAGUAGUGACUUUGUGAUGGACGAAGAAGACGAAGAUCGUUACUAGAUCUUUUAUAUAUGAUCACACACACAAUUUACAACUGUUUAAACUUAGAUUAUCAUAACCUGUUGCCUUUAGAAUAUUGAGAAAGCACCGUGGAACGGAUUUCAUGAUGAACAUAAGAAUAAUGAGCAAAGCUUGUGGUAGGGAUAUUAGAAAUGAACUAGCAUGUGCAAUACCGCGCUCUGUUCGCUCCACUUGCUCCCAGAGCGCGCCAUAAAACUUUCAAAUAAUACAUACUAGUACUUUUUUAUUUGCAUUUAUAAAUUCUUAAAUAUUACUAAUAUUCAUUGAUUAUUUUGAUCAAACUACUUUUAAUCCGUCGAGUUAUCGACACACACGCGUAUAAGAAAGCAUUAAAAAGAAAUAUUUUAAGGUAAAUAAAGUGCUCAUAUUUAAUGUUUUAUUUAAAAAAAAUAAACGCAUAAAAGCUGCACGGUAUUGCACCAUUGCCUUUUACAUGAACGAUCACAAGAGCUCUACUCGUCCCAUCGCGGUUUUUGAUUCUUGCAAAUUAAACUAUAAGGCAAAAGGUUAAUUUCAUCUAUUUUUUGUAUGUACAACUUUUUACAUUCACUCUAUAAUUUAAGAAAUAUGCAUACAUAUCUAUAAUUUUGAUUUGGCUUUACAUGUCAUAUAUUAUAUUUAUUUAGUAAUUUUUUUUUAAUUCGAACAAGUAUGUGUAAGACAUUGACAAUGUACAUAUCUAUAAUCUAUUGUACAUGCAAUAAUUAAUUAUUUUCUUUUCUUUUCUGUUUAAUGUUAUAAAUAUUAAUCGCGACCUCUUUGGUAGUAUUAAAUAAGUUUGAGAAGGUGUUGAUAGAAAAGUGACCCGAACCUAUAAAAGGUAGAGAAAAAAAGACAAGAAGACAAAUAUUAACAAAACGUAGUUUAUUUUGUAGACGAGAAUCUUUAUCUUUCAUAUUAGGAAAUGUAUUAGAUUAUUUUGGGUGAAAAACUAUUUUAUUUUAUUAUUCAGUGUGAUGCGUUAUAUCUUAUAGAUUUAUUAGAUCUUAUAACAUCAAAUGUUGUGAUCACUGAUUAAUUCUAUUAUGCGAAAUAUGCUGUAAUAAUUGUUACUAAGCUUUCUGAAUGUGCAAUAUCUCAAUAUAGUGCACUUUUAUUUAAAAAUAAAUAGCUGAAUUAGAUUUUAUUUAAUAGAACCUACGAGAUAAAGAACAAAUUACUUAAAAUCAUAUUUGAAUGUAUAUAUACGAUAAAAAAAUAUCAAAAUUUGAUGCAAAGUUUGAAAUCAGUAGUUCACAAUAUCCUUCUUAGUAAGAACUUUCAUAUCUAUACUUUAUUAAGCAAACGAUAGUUAAUUUACGAAAUAAUUGAUGUCAAGUAACCAUUUUAUCAUUAUAUUUUACUUAUAACUACAUAUCAAUAUUACACAUAUUACAUAUUCCGUAAUGAUGUAUUACAUUUGGGCAACGUUACUUUUAUAGUGUAGUCAUUAAAUUUGAUAUUAGGUAGACUAAUAAAUGCCGUGAAAAAAAAAAAA